AUUACGUUGCUUUUUUGUUCAAGAACUAUCAUCCCAGUCUACUUUGGUGAAAUGAAACGCAAGUGUCCUUCAAGACUGCAGUGAAUAGUGGAUGUGUAUCAUUCACUGCAAUGAAACAGAAUCAAGCACCCACUGAGACUUCUACUUUAAAGCAGAGAUGUUCCGUUGGAGCUGUGCAUUCCGCUUGUCUCGGAGCUUGCUCCAGACCCGGUUUCUAAGUACUGAUCCAUUAUUGGACCAAUUCAAAAUAUGCUUAAGCGAGGAUCAGGUCUUUCAACUGGUUGGCAAAAACAAGGCCAGGCUGUCAGUUACGCAUGUGGGGUAUGCCAUCAAUUUGCUGUGGCAGUUUCAGAAGGAGAAACCCAGGAUGCUGAGAACUAUUGGCCAAGUCAGAGGGCAUCCAGAGUUUAUUGCCCUUCGUAUCUUAGCAGAGAAUAAGAUUGAGUUCAUGGAUGACAAAGCCCUGGUGGAAAUAUUGUACAACAUACUCAGGUUCAAUUUGGAAGCCCAUGAUUCCCUAGUGCAACAGCUUGUCAUGGAAGGCUGGAGAAGAUUAGAAAGGUUUAACCUGACAGCACUAUCUAAAUUUGCAGUGUGCCUUGUAGAGCAGCACAUGAAUAUGAGCCCACUAAUGGGACGCAUAGCCAGCAUUGUAGAUGGGACUCUGGAUGAUGUGCAAGAUGCCAGAAUCCUCUCCAGUUUAAUGGUCAGUAUAUAUGGUGUGAUUUCUCCAACACUGCGAGACAGACUGGUGGAUAAAGCAGACUCUCUCGUGGAUACCCUAGAUGUCUCGCACUUCAAUCACCCACGCAGAAUUGUACAGUUUCUUCGGAAUAUGAAAUAUACAUACAGGCCCCUACUUGAGAAAUGUAACAGUGUUUUUCUUCAGAACGUUGGCCAAAUGGACCCAGAAAAUCUCUCUAUUAUAAUUGGGCUGUAUCAGUCCUUACAGUUUAAUAACGCUGAGUUCCGCUUAAUGGCUCGGGCCAGGCUGAUAGAGACGAUGGAUCAAUGCAGUGAUGUGGCGAGCUAUACAAAGUUGUUUGCUGCGCUUGGACCCAUGGCUGGGCAAGACAUUAGAGAAAAGCUUGAAGAGGGCAUCCUGACAAUGGCAGAUGAAAUGAACCCAACUCAGUUAUUGGCCAUCCUGGGAACAAUGGAAGAAAUGGAAUGCAGAAAUACUCUUCUCAUUGCAAAAAUCUCUUCCCUCCUGCAAAAGUAUUUAGAGUCCUAUAGGCCUGUGGAGUUGGCCAGAAUCACCCAAGCAAUAGUGACCCUGCGCUGCCAGACCCCUGAACUAUUUUCAAUGCUUCAGAAGAUUUUAGAACGCCUUUUAAAAUCCAGCUUUAUACCAGCAGAUGUGUCUAUGCUGGCAAGAGUCAUCUCCACAUUGCCCGCUGCCAGAGUCGAUGAAGAAAUUCUCUCUAAGGUGGAUGCCAUUUUGCCACAGUGCAGCCUUAGUGACCUCAGUUCUCUGGCCCUUGCUAUUGUAAAAUGGGUGCGGACUGACCAGCCAUCACGCAGCAGCACCUCGGGGGGGUUAGGGAAUCUGCUGCUUAAGUUAAACACCUGUGGGCGUGAACGCAUCGCAAAAAUUGACAAGAUUGACUUGUUUUUAGAUGAACUUAAAUACACAACUGGGGACUGGCUGGAAGAGGUGCUUCUGAAGGACACCAUAAGCACCUGUGAACGUUUAAUUGAUCAAGUCACAUGGAAAAAUGUGCCAGAAUUUGCACUUUUUAUUACUCGAACCAACUACUUGUGUGCCCAGGUUCUGGACAAAAUAGCAUUGGUAGCAACAGAGGAUAUUACAAAGAUUCAUUACAGCGCAACAUAUGCAACUCUACUUCCCUUUGUUGUUCUGAAUUAUGAUCCCCCCAAUGGAGAAGCAUUCUUUGAUGCCUGUAUCCAGCACUUUCUUCCUCACUUGAAUUCAUUUGAUCCUCACCUCGUGGUGCUGCUGGCGUACUCCCUCGCUCUUGCAGAAUACUUCCCAGAGGAGCUGAUAAAAGCUGUGUUUAAUGUUGAUUUCUUGGGCAGGCUGGAUGCACAGCUGGAAACCUUUUCAAGUGCUUUAAACAUGAGGAUUCGCUUGCGCCUGAUGGAGCUGAAUCGUGCAGUCUGUUUAGAAUGUCCGGAAUUCCAGAUCCCCUGGUUCCAUGAUAGAUACUGUCAGCAACUACAGCACAGAGCUAAUGGCGGGAUAAGUUCAGUGCAGCGCCAGAUUCACCAGCUGCUGGGAGAGAUUCUCGGGGGAAUAAACUAUGCAAAAGUAUCUGUGAUGACACCGUACUACCAUGCCAUAGAUUUUGAAUGCAUUCUGGAUAAAAACAAGAAGCCAAUUCCUUAUUUGGAUCAGAAUGUACUUUCAGCUGACUUGUCAAAAGUGCAGUGGGGAAAUGGUGGUCCAUUACAGGAAACAAAAUCUCUUCCACCCGGAGCUCAAAGAGUGGCUAUUGAAUUUCUGGAUUCCAAGGCAUUCAGCAAAAACUCUUCUAAUAUCAAAGGGGAAUACGUCAUGAAGAAGAGGCACUUGGAAAUACUGGGAUACCAUGUAGUUCAGAUUGCUAGUUUCGAAUGGAACUCAAUGGAACUAUCAACAAAAGAUGCGUGGAUCGAUUACCUAAGGAAACGGAUAUUCGCUGAUGAUGUAUGAUGAUGCAUUAGAUAUAUAUAUAUAUAUAUAUAUAUAUAUAUAUAUGUGUGUAUUUUUUAUUAUAAUAAAAUGUUGUUUCUUGUAA
Xenopus tropicalis (tropical clawed frog) is the source of this 2741-nucleotide messenger RNA. RefSeq names its product FAST kinase domains 1 (gene fastkd1). Lineage: Eukaryota; Metazoa; Chordata; Amphibia; Anura; Pipidae. Gene Ontology annotation, cellular component: mitochondrion. Gene Ontology annotation, biological process: regulation of mitochondrial mRNA stability. The record is from RefSeq and is marked provisional.